CUUGAGCCCAGCCAGACCACACAGCUGGGCCCAGCCGUGGCUGGCUUCUCUCUGCCUAGGGGACCCCCUGAGGCCCUGUCCUUAUUCCCCAAGAUCAAGGCAGCAGGUGCCUCCGUCCACAAUGAACGUCCUCCUCUCCAGAGACAGCCAGGUAAGGGCUAUGGAGAACACGGUGACCAAUGCUGAGAGGUAUUUCGGUCAGUUCUGCUCACUGCUGGCCUCGUACACGCGUAAGACGGCCCGGCUCCGUGACAAGGCUGACCAGCUGGUGAAGCAGCUGAUCGACUUCGCCAACACUGAGAACCCCGAGCUUCGGGCUACCAUGCGUGACUUCGCCGAGGACCUGGCUAAAGUGCAGGAUUACCGUCAGGCCGAGGUUGAGAGGCUGGAAGCCAAGGUCAUCAGCCCCCUGAAGCUCUAUGGUGCCCAGAUAAAGCAGACCCGGGCAGAUAUCAAGAAAUGUAAACGUGUCCAAAAUAAUGAGAUCAAACAACUGGAAAAGCUGGAGAAACUGAGGCAGAAGUCACCCUCAGAUAGACAGAUGAUUAGCCAGGCGGAGACCAGUGCACAGAGGGCCUCAGUGGACACUAACCGUUCUACCCACCACCUGGCAGAGACAGUGGAUGCCUUCCAGGAACAAAAGCUGAAGGACCUCCGGAAAAUCUUCUCUGACUUCGUGACCAUUGAGAUGGUAUUCCACGCAAAGGCGGUGGAGGUGUAUUCCAGCGCUUUCCAGACCCUGGAGAACUAUGACGUGGGCAGAGACCUGCAGGACUUCAGAACCAAGAUGCGUGGAAUUUAUGGGCACAGUGAAGCUCGGCCACUCACAGACACCAACCCCUCUCCAUCUGUCCCCUGGCCUCUGGCCAGCCAGAGUGUUCAGAGCACUGUGGCACAACAGGGGAAGGAUGAGGAGGAGUGUGAGGCUGACUCUGUGGAAGAGAUCCCUCUGGAGGACCUCAGGGGACAGCAGCAGGGACACUGUGACUAGGAAGAGGAUCCCAGUGGCAAGUGGAAAGCCUAGGCUGGCCUGGACCUUGGUGUGUUCUGCUUAUGUCCUUGGGUCAGGGGUCCCUGGGACCUUACUUCCCUUAUCGGUGCAGUAGGCUGCUCUGCAGACCUGUAAUUCCCACUAUCAAUAAAAGAUAUGUGAUUU
Messenger RNA from Meriones unguiculatus (Mongolian gerbil), 1156 nucleotides. It is a transcript of the gene Cibar2, whose product is annotated as CBY1 interacting BAR domain containing 2. The coding region runs from base 122 to 991 and encodes 289 amino acids. The transcript is spliced from 9 exons. Lineage: Eukaryota; Metazoa; Chordata; Mammalia; Rodentia; Muridae. Gene Ontology annotation, cellular component: ciliary transition zone; ciliary basal body. The record is from RefSeq and is a predicted model, not a curated record. Gene Ontology annotation, biological process: cilium assembly.